Messenger RNA from Dromiciops gliroides (monito del monte), 4919 nucleotides. It is a transcript of the gene CLASP2, whose product is annotated as cytoplasmic linker associated protein 2. Lineage: Eukaryota; Metazoa; Chordata; Mammalia; Microbiotheria; Microbiotheriidae. The record is from RefSeq and is a predicted model, not a curated record. Gene Ontology annotation, molecular function: microtubule binding. Gene Ontology annotation, cellular component: spindle microtubule; microtubule organizing center; cytoplasmic microtubule. Gene Ontology annotation, biological process: mitotic spindle assembly.
AUGGAGGCCCCCGAGGACGGCAGCGGGAGCGGCGAGCGGGGGGGUCCGAGCCUGUCGGAGCUGUGCGCGCAACUGGUGCAGACGCGGGACGCGGGCGGCCGGCUCCAGGUGGGCCAGGAGCUGCUGCGGCGGCUGCGGGCGCCCGGGCCCGGCGCGGGGCCGGAGCCGGACGAGGCCUCGCUGAGCCGGGCGGUGGACGAGCUCACGGUUUGGCUGCCGGCCAGCCACAGCAAGGUGGCAUUGCUUGGAUUAGAAAUUUUAAGUGCCUUCGUUGACAGAUUAUCAACAAGAUUUAAAUCCUAUGUACCUACUGUUAUUUCAGCUUUACUAGAUCGGCUGGGAGAUUCCAAAGACCAGGUCCGAGAGCAAGCACAGAAUCUGAUCUUGAGGCUCAUUGAUCAAGCAGCUUCACCCAUGUAUGUUUGGGAGCACUUGACUGUUGGUUUUAAACACAAGAACUAUCGGUCCCGAGAAGGUGUCUGUCUGUGUCUUAUUGCCACCUUACACACCUACGGUGCACAAUCGUUAGUCCUCAGCAAGUUGGUGCCACAUUUGUGCAUCUUAUUUGGAGAUUCCAAUGGUCAGGUGAGGGAUGCUGCAUUGUUGGCCAUGGUAGAGGUCUACCGACACGUGGGAGAGAGAGUAAGAGCGGACCUCAGCAAGAGAGGCCUCCCUGCUGCCCGGUUACAGACAGUGUUGGCCAAAUUUGAUGAAGUGAGAGACUCAGGCAGCAUGAUCUUGAAUGUCGUCCACGAUAAAAGCUUCGAUGAUGAGGACUCACUGGAUGGAAACAGGCCGUCAGCAGCUGCCUCAGCCUUCAAGGUUCCCGCCCCGAAGACCUCUGGAAACCCUGUCAGCAGUGGCCGGAAGCCUGGCUCCUCUGGAGGACCAAAGGCUGCAGGUGUGUCUAAGGAAGGCGGUGCUGGCGCUGUGGAUGAAGAUGACUUUGUGAAAGCAUUUUCGGAAGUCCCUUCUGUUCAGAUAUAUUCUAGUCGUGAACUUGAAGAAACAUUGAAUAAAAUCAGGGAAAUUUUAUCUGAUGACAAGCAUGAUUGGGACCAGCGUGCGAAUGCACUCAAGAAAGUCCGGUCCCUGCUCCUGGCUGGCGCAGCCCAGUACGACUGCUUCUUCCAGCAUCUGCGCCUGCUAGACGGCGCCCUGAAGCUUUCUGCCAAGGAUCUGCGGUCCCAGGUGGUGCGCGAAGCCUGUAUCACCGUCGCACAUCUCUCCACGGUGUUGGGCAACAAGUUUGACCACGGCGCCGAAGCCAUCGUGCCUACCCUUUUUAACCUGGUCCCCAAUAGUGCUAAGGUCAUGGCCACGUCGGGCUGCGCCGCCAUCCGCUUCAUCAUCCGGCACACGCAUGUGCCCCGGCUCAUCCCGCUCAUAACCAGCAACUGUUCCUCCAAGUCCGUGGCAGUGAGGAGGCGUUCCUUUGAGUUUCUGGACCUCCUCUUGCAAGAGUGGCAGACCCAUUCCUUGGAAAGACACGCAGCCGUGUUGGUCGAGACAAUUAAGAAGGGGAUUCAUGACGCGGAUGCCGAGGCCAGAGUGGAGGCCAGAAAAACGUACAUGGGCCUCAGGAACCACUUUCCUGGUGAAGCCGAGACCCUGUAUAAUUCCCUGGAACCUUCCUAUCAGCGCAGUCUCCAGACUUAUCUCAAGAACUCGGGCAGUGCCGCAUCCCUCCCUCCCUCAGACCGAUCCUCCUCCAGCUCCCAGGAGAGUCUCAACCGCCCGUUCUCCUCCAAAUGGUCUGCGGGGAGUGCCUCGGCUGCACCUGGGAGAGUGUCCUCCAGUAGCGGUAAAACGACGGGAAGUCCUGGAAGUCUUCAGCGCUCCCACAGUGACAUCGAUGUGAAUACCGCCGCGGGGGCCAAGGCCCGCCAUGUUGCGGGUCAGGCGGGCAGCAGCAGCGGGCGCCUUGGCCCUGGUACCCUCACUCCUGGGUCUUAUGCUUCUUUAGGGACAGCUUCUGAAGAUGGUCGCGUGCGAUCCAAACUUUCCACGGCAGCUGUGGGCAUUGCCAACUCCAAGGCGGACUCGCGGGGUCGAAGCCGGACGAAGAUGGUCUCCCAGUCUCAGCCUGGCAGUCGCUCCGGGUCCCCAGGAAGGGUUUUGACCACCACCGCGCUCUCCACCAUGAACUCAGGAGUUCAGAGGAUGCUGGUCAGUCCUGCGUCGGCUCAGAAACGAAGCAAGAUCCCUCGGAGUCAGGGCUGCAGCCGAGAGGCCAGCCCUUCUCGCCUCUCUGUAGCGCGAGGCAGCCGCAUCCCUCGUCCCAGUGUGAGUCAGGGCUGCAGCCGCGAGGCCAGUCGGGAGAGCAGCAGGGACACGAGUCCAGUCCGCUCUUUCCAGCCCCUGGCUUCCAGGCAUCACUCCAGAUCGACAGGGGCCCUCUACACCCCCGAUGUUUGCGGGGCCACAGGCACGGGUUACGGGAUCGGUCAGUCCAGCCGCCUGUCGUCUUCCGUCAGCGCCAUGCGUGUCCUGAACACGGGCUCCGACGUGGAGGAAGCCGUCGCCGAUGCCUUGAAAAAGCCAGCACGCAGGCGAUACGAGCUGUACGGCAGCGGCAUGUACUCGGACGAUGACGCCAACAGCGACGCCUCCAGCGCCUGCUCCGAGCGCUCCUACAGCUCCAGGAAUGGCAGCAUCCCCACCUACAUGCGGCAGACGGAGGACGUGGCCGAGGUGCUGAACCGCUGCGCCAGCUCCAACUGGUCCGAGAGGAAGGAAGGCCUGCUGGGCCUUCAGAGCCUGCUCAAGAGCCAGCGCACACUGAGUCGUGUCGAGCUGAAAAGAUUGUGUGAGAUUUUCACCAGGAUGUUUGCCGACCCUCACAGCAAGGUCUUCAGCAUGUUCCUGGAGACGCUGGUGGACUUCCUGCAAGUCCACAAGGACGACCUUCAGGAUUGGCUCUUCGUGCUGCUGACUCAGCUGCUGAAGAAGAUGGGCGCUGACUUGCUUGGGUCCGUCCAGGCCAAAGUUCAGAAAGCCCUGGAUAUCACCAGAGAGUCUUUUCCCAAUGACCUUCAGUUCAACAUUCUAAUGAGAUUCACUGUGGAUCAGACCCAGACGCCAAGCUUAAAGGUGAAAGUCGCCAUCCUCAAAUACAUCGAGACGUUAGCCCAGCAGAUGGAUCCCGGGGACUUUGUCAACUCCAGUGAGACGCGUCUGGCUGUAUCUCGAAUCAUCACUUGGACAACAGAACCCAAAAGUUCUGAUGUUCGGAAGGCAGCUCAGGCGGUGCUCAUCUCCUUAUUUGAGCUCAAUACUCCCGAGUUUACAAUGCUGCUGGGAGCUUUACCAAAAACCUUUCAGGACGGUGCUACCAAACUACUUCACAAUCACCUUCGGAACACAGGCAGUGGCAGCCAGGGCUCAGUGGGGAGUCCCUUGACAAGGCCUACUGCACGCUCACCAGCUAAUUGGUCCAGUCCUCUUACUUCCCCCACGAAUACCGCCCAGAACACUCUGUUACCCAGCGCGUUUGACUACGACACGGAGAACAUGAACUCGGAGGACAUCUACAGCUCUCUUCGAGGGGUCACCGAAGCCAUCCAGAAUUUUAGCUUCCGCAGCCAGGAGGACAUGAAUGAGCCAGUGAAGAGGGAACCCAAGAGGGAGAGCGACGGCGAGUCAAUGUGCAGCGACCCCCGAGCUGGAGGGGACGCCCCUGACUCGGGCCGAGCAGUUCUUGACAACAAGACCUCGAUGCUCAACACCAUGCCCCCACACUCCUCCCCGCGCUCGCGGGACUACAACCCCUACAAUUACUCUGAUGGCAUCGGCUCCUUCAACAAGUCGGCCUUGAAGGAAGCCAUGUUUGAUGACGAUGCAGAGCAGUUUCCUGACGACCUGUCUCUGGACCACUCGGACCUGGUGGCCGAACUGCUGAAGGAGCUGUCCAACCACAAUGAGCGCGUGGAAGAGAGGAAGAGCGCUCUCUGCGAGCUCCUGAAGCUGACCCAAGAAGACGCGUUCGGGGUCUGGGACGAGCACUUCAAAACCAUCCUGCUCUUACUCCUGGAGACGCUUGGGGACAGAGAGCACUCAGUCAGAGCUCUGGCCCUACGAGUUUUAAGAGAAAUCCUAAGGAACCAACCGGCCCGAUUUAAAAACUACGCUGAGCUAACCAUCAUGAAGACCCUGGAGGCCCACAAGGACCCGCAUAAAGAGGUGGUGAGGUCUGCCGAAGAAGCAGCGUCCAUGCUGGCUACCUCCAUCAGCCCGGAGCAGUGCAUCAAAGUGCUUUGUCCCAUCAUCCAGACAGCGGACUACCCCAUUAACCUGGCUGCCAUCAAGAUGCAGACGAAGGUGACCGAGAGGGUGCCCAAGGAGACCCUGGCCCAGCUGCUCCCAGAGGUUGUGCCGGGCCUCAUCCAGGGAUAUGACAAUUCGGAGAGCAGUGUUCGCAAAGCUUGUGUCUUCUGCCUCGUGGCCAUCCAUGCGGUCAUUGGCGAUGAGCUGAAGCCCCAUCUCAGCCAACUCACGGGGAGCAAAAUGAAGCUGCUCAAUCUGUACAUCAAGCGGGCGCAGACAGGCUCUGGUGGGAGCGAUCCCUCCAUGGGCGCCGACACGCCUGGGCAGAGCUAGCAGAGCGAGCCGCCACGACCAGGACAGAAGAAGCGCUUCUAAGCCACGGUCUGCGCUCUGGCUCUUUGCUCAUCUUUGUGUUCUUGAACAGGUGGCUGUUCCCAGCCUGCAUGUACCCGUCACAGUAGAGUGGUCCCAGAUUCAAGGAAAACAGUAUUAAUAUUGGUUAAUGAAUACAAAAGAGUUUUUAAAAAUCUAAUCCGCUGUUUGACCAGUCCUCACUCCUCUGUCUUCCCAUUAACCUUUGCCAGUGUUACGACUGUAUAAAUUUUUUAAAUUGCUGAUUAAACAGGAAUGCUUUGAGCUUCACAAGUUUAAAA